Staurois parvus is the source of this 314-nucleotide messenger RNA. The record is from the annotation of a GenBank genome assembly. Lineage: Eukaryota; Metazoa; Chordata; Amphibia; Anura; Ranidae.
UAUGUGAAAUGGUUUGAUACAGUAAUGUUAUAAUAUGUUAUUUUAGUGCAUUUAGUGAAUGUCACUUUUUGUCAUUUUCAAAUUUCCCGCCAGUUCCGUCCCCGUAUGUCCCGACGCUCGCAGGGGAUGGAACCCAGAUGACAGAUGCCGGCAUCCGCCGGAGGACAUUACAGGGGACACUGCAGGAGGGACAUCGCGGGAGAGCAGGACAAGGUAAGAGAAGAACAUAUCCCAGAGCAGUGCCGCAUGGUAUUCCCGAGUGUAGCUCGGGGUUACCGCUUGUGCUACACUCGGGAAUACCGCCAGGGAGGUUA